This is a messenger RNA of Epinephelus moara (kelp grouper), 3328 nucleotides long. Its product is annotated as calcium-responsive transactivator-like. Gene Ontology annotation, molecular function: transcription coactivator activity. The transcript has 11 exons. Gene Ontology annotation, cellular component: nucleus. Bases 42 to 1292 code for a protein of 416 amino acids. The record is from RefSeq and is a predicted model, not a curated record. Gene Ontology annotation, biological process: positive regulation of transcription by RNA polymerase II; positive regulation of dendrite morphogenesis. NCBI's taxonomy places the organism in Eukaryota, Metazoa, Chordata, Actinopteri, Perciformes, Serranidae.
UAUUAGAAUAAAAGAAGCGCUUUUAUUUCCCAUAUGACAACAUGUCGGUGGCGUUUUCAUCGGCGCGCCCCAGAAGUAAAGGGGAGGUGACACAGCAAACCAUUCAAAAGAUGCUGGAUGAAAAUCAUCACUUAAUACAGUGUAUAAUGGAUUACCAAAGCAAAGGCAAGACAGCUGAAUGCACACAGUAUCAGCAGAUCCUGCACAGAAAUCUUGUUUACUUGGCCACGAUAGCUGAUUCGAAUCAGAACAUGCAGUCGCUACUACCUGCUCCCCCCACUCCCAACAUGUCCAUGGGUCCUGCAGGGAUGGGCCAGAGUGGGGGACACGCUCCAAGCAACCUCAAUGACAACAUGGCACCAGGACUGCCCCCCACAUCAAUGAUGCAGAGCCAAAUGAGCAAUGGCCCCAGCCAUGCCCCCAUGCAGCAGCAGUCUGGUCAGGUGCAGUCGGCUAUUCCCUCCGCAUCCCUCAGCCUGCCAGCCAGCAGCUACGGUAGCUCAGCCUCCGGCUACAGCCAUGCUGCGCCCCCCUCCCAGGGCAGCAUGAUCCAGGGCCCUGGGCCUGGCUAUGGCUCUUCUUCCUCUUCUUCCUCCACAUCCUCAUCCUCCUCUUCCUCCUCCUCCCGCAGCAACCUCAACAUGCAGUCCAACCAAGUCUCCAUGAUGCAUCAGCAGUCUGCCACUCCACACUACUCCUCAGCCCAGGCUGGGGGCCAACACUAUCAGGGACAGCAGGCCAUGGGCAUGAUGGGUCAGGGCAGUCAAGGAAACAGUAUGAUGUCUCAGAGACCUAUGGGAUCCUACCGCUCCACACAGCAAGGAUCUGCACAGCAGUACAUGGGACAAGACGAGUUCUACGGAGAGCAGUAUGGACACACUCAGAGCUCCAGCGAGCCCAUAAACCGGCAAUAUUACCCUGAUGGUCACGGGGAGUACUCGUAUCAGCAGUCUUCAUAUGGUGAGCAAGGCUACGACAGGUCCUUCGAUGAAUCCUCACAGCAUUACUACGAAGGAGGUAACUCUCAGUACAGUCAGCAGCAGGCCCAGUAUCAGCAGGGCUCUGGCCAGCAGCAGCCCUUCAGCCAGCAGCAGUACUCCUCUCAGCAAGGCUACAGCGCACAGCCACAGGGAUAUGGUCCUGGCCAGGGUGGAUCCUCCCAGUAUUCUCAGUAUCAGCAGGGUCAAAGCCAACAGUACGGCUCCUACCGCUCCUCUCAAGGUGGUCCUGGAGCGCAGACGCAGAGGCCCUAUGCAUAUGAACAGGGUCAGUACGGAAAUUAUCAGCAAUAAGAUACCACAUUGUUUUCCCGCUGGAAGAAAAUGAGAAAGGAACGGUUCAACAGCGACGUGCCGGCUCAGCUGUGGAUUAGAUGUGGCUGCAUCAGAUUUAUUAUCCUCUCAUUAAUCAUCAUUCUAGCUAAGAAUACAUAAUAUAGUCCAGCGUGAUGCUUCCCUCAUCUGUUUUGCUCACUACAGGGUUGUAGCCGGUAGCUGAAGGUGUGACGUGCUACGGGCCACCCUGUGAAAAGUAAGUCAGGGUGCUUGUAGAGUCAAGGCAGUUAAUAUAAACCUUCCAUAUGGAUUAAAUAGGGUGCUUAAAAGGAGUCAUUAAAUGAGCCUCAGCAAAUUGCCUGUAUCCCUCACUUUCUUUUCCGUCUUUGCCUUUCACUUGUCUUUAUCCCAUCCCUGCCUUUAAUGUUUAUUUUAUUUUACAAGCCUCUUUUUUAUUUCUUUUCUUUUUGGUGCGCAGAGUUGGGCAGUGGUUUGUGAGACGGAGGCUAUAAAAAGCAAAUUAGCCUUGAAGGAAAUGUUCCUUGAUAUUUAUCUAAUAGACUAGGUCCAGCUCUUGCUUUGAUUCCUAGUUGAGGCGCCGUUAUAUCUCACGAUAAGGGGAGUUAAGUUUUAUGAAAGCGCUGGUCCUUAAACCUGACUCGAUCGGGGGGUUUUGUCUGUGUUAGUCGAACUGUGAUGUGUUGCUGUGUGGUCUGUGUUUUCACUCUCUGCAUACUGUAUGUCUUACUGAGGUAGUAGAUACAAUAGGUAGGUGACUGAUCCAGAUUUUAAAGUGUGUGUCAUUGUCCAUGAUAAUCAUACAUCGUGGUAGUAUUUCUAACACUUUAUUUUAAGUGGCAUUGCUCUGCACGGGCGUUUUGUUACUGUGCAGAGUUAAGAGGAGCCAUACGACUCUGAUGCCAACCAUUAUUUGAUUUUAAAUAACACAUUGACACUUUUUCUGCACUUUAUUUUCAGUGACAGUGUUUGUAUUGUCUGAUAUUUUGUAUUGUAGUGCAAUUCAGGCUGUUUUUAAAUGAAAGAUCCUCAAAAAGCCAAAGUAACACAGGAACAAAAGGAUAACUUGUCCUGCACCUCCACUUCAAUAAGUGCAAUACACUCCGUCAGUCAUGUCGAGGUUGGAUCUCACGGUGAGCUCACACUGUAUAUCAUUAUUUGUAGUUUGUUGUGGUGAUGAUGGCGAAGACGAGGGCUGGUUUGUCUUAUGUUGCUAAAUGUUAUGUUGCAGUUUUCAACUGACAUGUCAUGUUUCAGAAAUGUAUUUUCUGUAUGGUCAAAUUUUGUGAGGUCUUUUCAUCACAAACGUAAAGCUCAGUAUUCUUUUUUUCAGUGAAAACUUUUAUCAUCAUCUUUUGUAUUAGAUGAAGAAGAUAACGUAUCUAUCUGUGUGUGUGUGAUUACAAAAUGGACAUAUAUUAUGUUGUUUAUUUACUCACCGAUUUAUUUAAAAUAAGUCAGACAGCACCUCUGGUUGUUUCAUUAGUCGCUGUUUCUCACAGUUUAAGCAGUAAUAAGGAUUAGUAGUGUGGCUGUCGGGGUCCAGCUUUGCAGUAUGUACUAUAAUAACUUAUCUCAGAGGGGUAAAAUAACACAACAGUUGCAGGGUUAAUCAAGAAUGGGAGAUACCUGGCUGUCAAACAGCUAAAUAACUAUAUACCACUCAACAGUGACAAUCACACACUUCUCUACUCUACGUUGAAUUUGUAUCAGUGUUUCAUUUUACUGUGAACUGAACCUGUAUGGCCAGUUUUCUAGCUCUAUAUGUAGUGUGUCAUCACUGAUGUAGGUGGUGCGCCGUGUGUGUGUGUGUGUGUGUGUGUGUGUGUGUGUGUGCGUGUGUGUUUGCAUGGAGGCCCAUGUAUAAGGAAGAAAGGGAGAGAGUGACAGUGAGUGUGUGAGAGAGUGAAGUUUGCUGUGCAUAAUCCAAAUAUGAAUGUCAUCUACUUAUCUAUUGUAAGACUGCAUUGCCUGAUCUUUUCUGCUGUCUUUUGUUACUGUUUGUUAUAUAAAAAUAAACUGAUACUGACCUCUUA